Perca fluviatilis (European perch) is the source of this 1466-nucleotide messenger RNA. Its product is annotated as neuronal PAS domain-containing protein 3-like. The coding region runs from base 894 to 1466 and encodes 190 amino acids. Gene Ontology annotation, biological process: regulation of transcription by RNA polymerase II. The record is from RefSeq and is a predicted model, not a curated record. Gene Ontology annotation, molecular function: DNA-binding transcription factor activity, RNA polymerase II-specific; RNA polymerase II transcription regulatory region sequence-specific DNA binding; protein dimerization activity. NCBI's taxonomy places the organism in Eukaryota, Metazoa, Chordata, Actinopteri, Perciformes, Percidae. The transcript is spliced from 5 exons.
UGUCCAACAGCAGCACGCUCAACCCGAAAGAAAAAUAAGUUAACUUAAUGCAAACUUACCUGAAGUGUGACGUAUAGAAGUUAACUGCCAACAUUACUAAAAAAACAGAGUAUGAUGUUUGAAACAAAAGGUCCGCUGUUCCCACAGACACCCACCAUCACCACCACCACCACCGGCCGGCAGACACCCGAGAGGAUAGCCGGGGACGGGAUGCUUUUCUCGGAUGGAGAGCCAGCGGCGGUGCCCGUUUGAGAGCGGAGAGUCCGGAGCUCCUGCGCCCGGGACACAGCAACACAGACACGGCUGCUCGUGUGUCUUUUAAUCGGUGAAAUUAUCCCCCCCCCCCCCCCCCCCUUAGACCCACUGAUCCAUUGAUCCCAUUGACUGUUGAGUGGGAGGGAAAACGAAGUGGGGAGACACACCGGGACCAUGAUCCGGACGGAGCUGCACGGGGGUUAUCUCUGAAACGAUAGAGCCGCCAAGAAGAAGAAAAGGAGGAAGAAAUAACAGAGGAAAAGCUUCCUGAUCUUUUCUGCCCGUGCAUUAUAGGCAAUACACUCACUGAUCCCGUUAAUCAAUCGAUCCACUGAUUGGUGACUGGUUGUUGGUUGGUUGGUUUUGCGCACUGGAGACGUUUUUGGCACCAUGAUCCGGAUUUGCUUGAGAGUUAUCUCCGAAGGUUAAGAGAAGAGGAAAAAAGGAGAUUUAAAACCACCGAAAAAAAAGAGAGAAGAUUUUUUUCUGUUUGUCUUCUGUUGCUAAAUCAAUUCCUCUGUUGACUCGGUGACUGGUCUGUAUUGGGAGGAAGAAAGAGGAGAAGAAGAAGGGGGGAAAAAAAGAGAAGAGGGUUGUAAAACUAUAGACUCGGGUAGCGCUUCGCAUCGGACACGGACAUGAUCAGGAUCUUCCCGGAUUUCAGCGUCCAGGUGACGGCUUCGGGAGGCGGUGGACCCGGGGUUGGAGGAGGCGGCGGAGGCGGCGGGAUGGUGACGGGACCCCAGGUGGGUCGGCUGCCGGGAGCCACGAACGGGACCCCGCAGAGCGUGCAGGGAAUCACCGCCUACCAGCAAAGUGACCCCUACUGGGAGCGGCCGGCUAAUGCAGGCAGCUGCUCGGCCCCCCGGCCCAAGACCCUUCACCUGGCCGGCCAGCAGCAUACCUCGUCACCAUGGCUGCAGGCUCUGAGAAAGGAGAAGUCGCGGGACGCGGCGCGGUCGCGGCGGGGAAAGGAGAACUUUGAGUUUUACGAACUGGCCAAGAUGCUGCCGCUGCCGGGCGCCAUCACCAGCCAGCUGGACAAGGCCUCCAUCAUCCGGCUCACCAUCAGCUACCUGAAGAUGAGGGACUUCGCCAACCAGGGGGACCCACCGUGGAACCUGCGCAUGGAGGGGCCGCCGCCAAACACCUCGGUCAAAGGUAGUCUUCUCACUUACAGUUUUGUUCCCCAUGAAGCUCUGAAAAAGUGA